Petromyzon marinus (sea lamprey) is the source of this 5083-nucleotide messenger RNA. It is a transcript of the gene SARS2, whose product is annotated as seryl-tRNA synthetase 2, mitochondrial. Gene Ontology annotation, molecular function: serine-tRNA ligase activity; ATP binding. Gene Ontology annotation, biological process: seryl-tRNA aminoacylation. Lineage: Eukaryota; Metazoa; Chordata; Hyperoartia; Petromyzontiformes; Petromyzontidae. The record is from RefSeq and is a predicted model, not a curated record.
CCUACAUGUCAACAACGUCAGACCAAAAGCAAAUGCACGGUUGGUGAAGACAACAAUAAUAGACCAUAACAGUCUGUGAGACAAUUACAGAUAUUUAAGAGUUUAUCAAUGCUUCCCUUUUUUUGUUGAACCGCAACACAUUUUAUAACACUGACCGUAUGUGUAAUUGAAUACAGUACAUUAUUUUUUCCUGAAUUGCGAACCGUUUGACUUACGGACGAGUCUCAGGAAUGGAACCCGUUCGAAAGUCAGGGACUGCCUGUACAUUUGCUCUCAUUAUCUCAUUACAUAAAUGACUUUCCAUUGAUUUGUGUGCUUUUUUGCAAAGAAAUGCAUGACAACCUGACAUGACUGUCAGUUCAUCAGCAUUGACAAGAUGACAUCUCUUUAGAACUGAGUUUUGUGUUUAGUUGUCCUUCUCCCACCCCUCCGAGUUGGCUACGUAUGGUGUGAAAUAAGUUCAACAUACAUCCCCAUGUUAUGGUUGGCACGAUUAGCCUAUUCAAUUGAUUAACAGUAAAAUUGUGAAUGCUGGGAUAUUUAACAAAAUCUCCCACUGUUUGCCGAUCUUUAUUCAAGCGGAUAAAGCCCAACACUAACUCAUGUGACACAUGAGUGGACAUUGUUAUUUAAAACCCUAUUCCAGUCAUACAGCUAGCUGUUGUUAGUAUAGUGUCUUGAGUCACUACCCAUAUAUAGUACGUGUAACAUAUGGAUGAGUAACCUAUUGCUCACAGGCCAGAUACAGCUCGUAACUUCAUUUUAUAUGGGCCAUCGCCACAUCAGGCCGACCACUUGGAAACUGCCUGCAAACAAUAUGUAUCCGUCACUGCAAGCACCUUAGCUGCAUUAAUUAAGUACCUGAAAUACAUUCGACUUGGAAACAACAUCGUUUCUAAUUUUAGCACUCCAAGUCACUUCUGCCACUGCGGCAAAGGGUGCGUGACGUCAUUUAUGGACGGCCCCCUUACCGAAAGACCCAAACAGUAUGAAUUCCUGCAGUCGCGCUUUAAGUCGUCAAGAUUUCGUCAACGCGAAUCUGCAAGCGGCGUUAGUGAAUGUGGCUGCUGCCGAAUCGUCCGCCUUGUGCCGCGCCCGCGCGUCCCCGCCCCCACCACCCCCGGGUGAGAGUCGCCACAAUGGCGGCGCCCUUCGUGCUGCGACUUUCGCCCUCGCUCUGUGGCCGCCUCGCCGCCUUCUCCUCCUCCUCUUCCUUCUCUUCCUCCUCCUCCUCGCUGCGUCUCCCGGCCACGACGACGGGCAGGUUCCGCCGCGGCUGCACCAGCGGCCUGCGCGGCUGCUACCGCGACAACAGCAGCAGCAGUAGUAGCGGCAGUAGCGGCGGCACUGUGAGCAGCUUGUACAGCCACGUGCGAGACGGCUACUCGGAGAAGCCCGAGCUCGACAUGGCGCACGUGUGCCGCCUCAGCGAGGCGUGGACGAGCAACGUGGAGGCGCGCAAGGGCGAGCUGGCGGGACGAGACGUGCACGACAUCAUUUCGACAUGGAAGCAAUUGGAGGACGUGAAAGCCCAAGUGGCAUUGUUGGAGGAUGAAAAGUCUCAGGUCGCUUCGCAAAUCAAACACAUUGUGGAAAACAAUGAGAAAUCUUCCGUGUCUUCGAUCCCAGACUACCAGCGCCUACGCAGAGAAGGUCGGGAGAUCCGUGUAAAACUCAACGUCCUUUAUGACCGGAUGACUGAGCUGGAUGAGAAAUUCUAUCUCAAAGCUCUGCAGUUGCCCAACCGCACGCACCCCAGCGUGCCCGUUGGUGAUGAGAGCCAAGCCAGGGUGCUGGAAACUGUAGGUCAAAAGCCAGAAUUUGAUUUUAAACCACGUGUACAUUUAGACAUCGGGGAGAAGUUGGACAUAAUACGACAGAAGCACCUGUCACACGUGUCUGGGCAUCGCUCGUAUUAUCUGCGAGGCGCGGGCGCCGAGCUGGAACACGCGCUCGCCCACUUUGCCCUCAAGAAGCUCAAGCGACGGGGUUUCGUAGCCCUGUCUGUGCCCGACAUGCUCAAAGGCGUUGUUUUUGAAGGCUGUGGAAUGUGUCCCAGUGCCAAGACGUCUCAGCUUUACUCGCUGGACCCUGCCAAAUUCAAGGACCUUAACCUGGCCGGUACCUCCGAGGUUGGCAUCGCCGGUUACUUCAUGGAUCAUGCAGUGGAAUUGAAGGACCUGCCCUUGAGGAUAGUUUGCUGCAGCACUUGCUACAGGGCCGAGACAGAGACUGGCAAGGAGACGUGGGGCCUCUACCGCGUGCAUCACUUUACUAAGGUGGAGAUGUUUGGGGUGACGGCUGCCGAAAGUGGAAACGAGAGCAAUGAUCUCCUCGAUGAGUUCCUCUCCAUCCAGAAGGAGAUCUACUCAGACCUGGGCCUGCACUACAAGGUUUUGGAUAUGCCGACAGAGGAGUUGGGCCUUCCCGCUUACCGUAAAUACGACAUUGAGGCCUGGAUGCCAGGCCGUGAAAAGUUUGGCGAGAUAUCAAGUACCUCCAACUGCACAGACUACCAGAGUCGGAGACUUCAUAUCAAGUACUUUGAUUCGUCCAGGAAUCUUAAAUAUGCCCACACGGUGAACGGGACAGCAUGCGCAGUGCCACGAUUACUCAUCGCUAUCCUUGAGACAUACCAAAUGAAGGACGGCCGCGUCCGGGUGCCGCCAGUGCUGCAGCCCCUGCUGGAGGCGGAGGUGAUCGGGAAGCCGGCGACCACCGCGCUGCAGUACAUCGGCACCAACCGCAGGAGACCGGCCAGGGACGACUGAGCCGCCUGCAAGUGCCACGCACCGGUGGCAGGAGCCAGCGAGACCGCGACAGUGACGUUCGGUGGGGGGAGGUGCCGGGGGGGCGUUUAAAGCUCGUGUGCGAGCGUGCUCGGCGGUGCGACGAUGCGGACUUCGCCAGCUCCGAGCCACGAGCAUGGGAAUUUGGGACCAUUGUAUUGCUUUGUACCAGGUGUGGACAUUAGGUACGGCGGGGGUGCUUUUAAUGCCCCCUGGCAGUGGGGUAGCUAUAGAGCAGUCGUUCUUAACCUGGGGUGCACGCACCCGCCUAGGGAUGCGAGAUGCCCCUUCUGAGGGUGUGAGGCAUGCCGGAUUUUUGUUCGAAGGUAAAUCAUGAAAACACAAAUUAAGCACGGGCAUGUAAGUACAACGACAUUGUUUCUUCAAAGCUAUAUGUAUUAACAUAAAAAAAUACGAUUGAGAACCAAAAGGGGUGCAAGGCUGCAGUCAAGGUUAAGAACAACUGCUAUAGAGUGUGGUGCAGGUGGUGGAAAUGCACCACGGGCCCCCAGGCCAGCGGAGCCCAGAAGCCCCACUACAAAGAAAGGAGAAAUUGGACCCGGGUGCCCGAGGUAAGAUCUUACACUAGGGUCCAUGCCACUGGCCCUGGAGUAAUUUCAAUAGAAAUGCCCUUCUCGGCGAGUUUUGUUCACCGUGCUAACGUUACCGAUGUGUUCCCCUGCAGGAAUGUUCCUGCCAACAAAGAGUGAACUUGGCUGAAAAAUACUUUUGAAAUCUCAACGUGUGAGAAAUGUAUUAUUUAAGUUAAUAAAUUAACUACAGCAGUAAAACAGGCAAUAUUUCCCCCACUUUAUUCAACUAGAGGCACAGACGACAACAUUGUGCUUUGAUUUAUUGAUAAGUAAAUUUAUUAAGAACACGCUUAAAGCCUUCCUACAACGAUGCAAGUGCGUUCCGUAUUCAACGAUUAUUCGGAUGUUACAUCUGUCGGGGCUACCACAAAAAACACGACUCCUACUAGAAACGCUACAACAUAAACACGUGUCUGCCAAAAACAUAAAAGACCAAGUGAUCCUUGUCGGAGCAGCUUGGGCCCUUGCAGUGUCGGGUAGCACUCAUAUCGCUCGGAGGCUCGGAAAAUCUGUGACCUUGCCCCCCCAUCUUCUGGUUUGGUUCCCACCCCUUUAUUUGUAACAAUUGUCCUCUGUUCCAGCUUAGCUUUGGCUUUUAGUUACAGUCGAGGUAUUUAUACCAGAGUCUACAAAACGUAUUAUAAAUGACCUGUGAACCGUACUAGUGUGUAGGUUUUUUCAAUCCUGCAGUCUAGCCCUUUGAUGGGUUUUCAGUUUGGCGACAUGAAUACUGAGUUCCUGAAGAGAAAAACGUCAGGCACUGUACCCAACUACACGUGGUACAUCGCCAAAACCAAUCUGAGAGCUGCCCUGCGUACUGCUUCUCAAACGAUAACACGGAAGCACGUUCGAUAAUUAAUAGAACAUAUCGUUUCAUUGUACUUGGGACUAAACAUUGUUAUAUUGGGCACCUCGAUUACGUUGACUAUGUUCCAAAGGAAACUACACCAGACCAAGUGGCUGUUGUGCUACCUAAGACAAUUUUGAAGCUUUGUUAACGAGCAAUCUCCCUCGUUCUGCAAUGCCAGCACUGGCGGCGUCACUGCAACACGACACCACUCUUGCAUGCUCCUUCGAGUCACUUGAAAAGUGUUUUUUCUCGUCAACAAAGCUUCAAAGUUGUAUCGGAAAGCUCAACUCACAACCAAGGUGCUUACCUACAAAGUAAAGAACCGAGUGUUUUUCAAGUCGUGUCUUCGAAUACCAAAGUUAGGUUGGAACAGCCGUUGCACGGACGAUAGAGAUUAAAAUGCUUGUGCCGGGUGGAUGAAGCGGUCUGUGACCUUGAAUGACCCCCCCCCUCCCUGAAUUACUUCCGCAACACUGAACCCCUGGGAGAGCCCCCCCCGGCAGACACCACCACCGCUCGGAAAAUAAAUUACACUCAUCCACAUCACACUAGUGCCGACAGCACUCUCUAGUAAAGGUUAUGUUGAGAACAACACGAAUGUGUAAACACCCAGUACCUUGUAAUAACUUAGGGUUUCUAAUUCCAGGCAGCAACCCAAUGGUAAAUGCAGUCACGUGUUCGUAAGUAACCCGUUGACACCCACACGUGUUGUUUUCAUUGUUACGCAAAAGCCAAAUAUACAUUUUUCUUUUCGUCGAGUCAUUGAAAACUUUUAACGUGGGUCUUAUCGGGGAGCUUCCUUCUUGAAUUGUACAAAUAUAGUAAAAGAAAAACAAUUGUUAAUUUGUUAA